This is a messenger RNA of Trichoderma gamsii, 2958 nucleotides long. Its product is annotated as 1-phosphatidylinositol-4-phosphate 5-kinase. The transcript has 2 exons. Gene Ontology annotation, biological process: phosphatidylinositol metabolic process. Lineage: Eukaryota; Fungi; Ascomycota; Sordariomycetes; Hypocreales; Hypocreaceae. Gene Ontology annotation, molecular function: phosphatidylinositol kinase activity. The record is from RefSeq and is a predicted model, not a curated record. Bases 1 to 2958 code for a protein of 985 amino acids.
AUGCCCUCGUUCCUGACCCAAGACAACCCGACAGUCUUUUCCAACGGCUCCUUCAUCAGUCUUGAGCACGGCCACGAGCACGACCACGACCAGUACGGCCACAGCUUUGCCGCUGCAAAGGGCCUGGCGAAUGAGGCAUCCAUAACCGACGCCCGGUCCUACGCCGUCCAUGAGCGCUUCGACGAGAGCUCGACUCUGUCCACGCGCGACUCGGACGUUUCGGACUCGCCCAUGCCCUUGAACGAACUCGACCAGUGCUGGCGAGACGACGGCAGCGCCAACGGAACACGACCGACGAGCAUGAGCUCUCUCUCCAACGGCAAGAGUCUGGCUGGGGGCUAUGAAGCACAAGAGUAUGGCGACGCCAGCCACGCGCUGGCCAAUGGAACCGCCUUUUCUCUCCCCCAUCGCACCGUGCCACAGGAACACCUCUAUGCAGGUGCCGCGGCCGAUCUGGCCCGUAAGCCAGCCGCGUUAACGUCGUCCAGCAAUCAGAGGGCAUCGACGAGGAGCGUCCAAGACGAUGUCUUGACCACCGUGACCCGGCCAACACCGCCCCCCACAGAUGCCGAGUCACACAGCCCGCCUCAGCCUUGGACGCCGUCGCCGAUGGCUUCUGACCUCGCCCUGCCGCAGCAUACUACCAACGGCACUCCCCAUCGCUUUUCAUCUCCCGCAUCCUACCAGCCUGCCGGCUCCAGCUCGGCACCCUCUUUGUCUGCUCAUCUACAGCCCGGGCCCAGCAUGGGCGUCAAGCAGAGACACACCCUCGAGGUGCCCAAGCCUGCGCCGGGAAGAACGUCAAAGGACGGCCUCGACACCGCUCAAGCCAGCGGUCGCUUUUCACCAACAAUCGCCAGCCCUCCAGCACCAGGCCGUGCAGCUUCUUUCAACUUGGCUCGACGAACGACGCGGUCUAUGCAGUCGGAUGCUCCUCGCGACGAGAUUGUACCUGACGAAGACGCCAUGCGAUGGGCCGAGAUGUAUCGACAGAAGCGAGCUAGCAAACGGAGACGGAAGGAAGAGGAGGACGAUGACCGAGUGUUGGUUGGCACCAAGGUUGACGAGACCCAUGCCAACUGGGUAACGGCCUACAACAUGUUGACGGGCAUCCGUGUAUCUGUCUCGAGGACGAAUGCAAAGUUGGACCGCGAGUUGACCGAUGCGGACUUUAAUGUUAAGCAAAAGUCUACGUUCGACAUGUAUGUCAAUUCUCUCCCCAACCUUUCAAUCUUUCAUGAUCAUUCAUGCUUGACCCCAACCCCCCUAAAGCCUUCUGAUGAUGCUAAUAUUCUCCCUCUCAACAGUACCGGUAACGAACUUGUCCCUUCGGCCAAGUACGACUUCAAGUUUAAAGACUAUGCCCCUUGGGUCUUCCGCCACCUGCGAAAUGCUUUCCGUCUGGACCCUGCUGAUUAUCUCAUGUCCCUGACGGGCAAAUAUAUACUCUCGGAGCUGGGCUCCCCGGGUAAGAGCGGCAGCUUUUUUUACUUUUCUAGAGAUUACAAGUACAUCAUCAAGACCAUUCACCACGCCGAGCAUAAGUUUCUACGCAAGAUCCUCAGAGAAUACUAUAAGCACGUCACCGAGAAUCCCAACACUCUACUCUCCCAGUUUUACGGCCUUCACCGGGUCAAGAUGCCUUAUGGAAAGAAAAUCCACUUCGUCGUCAUGAACAAUUUAUUCCCCCCACACCGAGACGUGCACACCACCUUUGAUCUUAAAGGUUCGACUAUUGGCCGAGACUACAGAGAGGAGGACUUGGCAAAGAAUCCACGCGCGACCCUCAAGGACCUGAACUGGCUUCGACGGAAACAGAACUUGGAGCUAGGUAUGCAGAAGAAGAAGCUGUUCCUUGAGCAGCUCCAACGAGACGUGGCCCUCCUCAAGAAACUCCACAUCAUGGACUACUCGUUGCUGGUUGGCAUCCACGACCUUUCCCGCGGAAACGAUGAAAAUCUUCGUGGAAAGACGCUGCAAGUAUUCAACCCAGGUGGCGAGAAGAGCCCUGAAGACGACCUUCAGGCUUCUCUUCUUCGAACCCCAUCGAAGCUGGAAAAUUAUCGUAAAGCCAAGGAGCUACGUCAAAUGGUCCAGAAGGAACGCCCAGUACCCAUGGGCCAAGCCAAUGACCAGAUGCCUGAUGAGGCGGCAGAGGAUCGUCGAGGGCUCCUUUUCAACCAGGAUGAUGGUGGUUUCAGAGCCACCCACGAAGACAAUGAGCCAGCAGAGGAGAUUUACUAUCUUGGUGUUAUUGAUUGUCUCACUCACUACGGAAUGAUCAAGAAGAUUGAGCAUUUCUGGAAAGGUCUCUCAAACGACAAGAGCAAAAUUUCAGCUCUGCCACCUGACCAAUACGGUGAUCGCUUCUACCAUUUCAUCCAAGGCAACACCAUGUCCGCCGAGGAAGCAAAGCGGGAACGUGCACGCAGAGACCAAGAACUUGUGCUUCAGGCACAGAAACAGGAAAGGUCGAGGCAGAGCACUAUUCCUCCCAUGCCGAUGCACGAGCCGCCUGCUCCUCCUGUCGGAAUCCAGCCCAAUGGGCGAGCGUCGUUGAAGGGAUCACCCGAGGGGCACAUCCCAGAGCGAAUCUUGAAAACCAGUGCGACGGCGCCAGGCGCAAGAGAUUCACAGCACGAGGCUAUUCUACCCGUGGUAGAAGAAGCCGGAGAAAGCAGCAAAGACGAAACGGAACGAUGGGUUCAUUCGACAUCUUGGAAUGACACGCCAGAGCCGAGCCGGGCGCCUCCACCAACACCACCUGCCCACGAACAAACUUUCCUUAAGCCCGAUAGCUCUGACAGUGGUUAUGGUGACAACAGCAAUGGAACUGUGAGCAGAGACAAUUCGCUCAAAGUAGCCCGACCGGUUAGCCGAGGAAGUAUAAACAAGGUUUUACCACCACUCCCCAAGAAGGAGAAUGCCCAAGAAGGUGGAAUUAGAAUGGUCAUGUAG